AUACUCUCUCGAAAAGCCGCUUCCUUUUUCCUUCUCUUCUCCACGGUCAUGGAAUCCGCCACCACAGUUGAAGCAGUUCCUGCUGUGAUUGAGGCUACAACGAAGCCUUUGAACAAAGUGUCUUCGGAUGAUUUGGAGACCAAAGUGAAUCUAGAGAGUCAGAAUAAAGAAUCUGAGGAGAUGCCUAAGGAGCCACAGCCACCAAAGCCUACAACUACUGGAGGAUCAAGGACACUCUUUGUUAGCAAUCUCCCAUUCCAAGUUGAAAAAUCAGAUAUCGAGUUCUUCUUCAAAGAAGCUGGCGAGGUCGUUGAUGUUAGACUUGCCAUGCCAGAAGAUGAUGGCAUUUUCAGGGGCUUUGGCUUUGUUGACUUUGCUUCUUCUGAAGAAGCAGAGAGGGCGCUGGAAUUUCACGGUAGACCUUUGCUCGGUCGUGAAAUUAUUCUUCAGUUGCACCUUCCAGAGGUGUAAACACUCCACAAAGCGGCAUUACCAGAGACGGAGACGGCGUGAAAGGAGCGUAAAGUCUAGUUCCAAGGGAGAAUCAAUCAAGGAUAACUGAAGAUAAUAAAUAAUUAAGGAGUU
Messenger RNA from Eutrema salsugineum, 585 nucleotides. Its product is annotated as nucleolin 1. The record is from RefSeq and is a predicted model, not a curated record. Gene Ontology annotation, molecular function: RNA binding. The transcript has 7 exons. Bases 49 to 471 code for a protein of 140 amino acids. NCBI's taxonomy places the organism in Eukaryota, Viridiplantae, Streptophyta, Magnoliopsida, Brassicales, Brassicaceae.